This is a messenger RNA of Coccinella septempunctata (seven-spotted ladybird), 1353 nucleotides long. RefSeq names its product MFS-type transporter clz9-like. Gene Ontology annotation, cellular component: nucleus. The transcript has 2 exons. Lineage: Eukaryota; Metazoa; Arthropoda; Insecta; Coleoptera; Coccinellidae. Gene Ontology annotation, molecular function: DNA binding. The record is from RefSeq and is a predicted model, not a curated record. Bases 280 to 1353 code for a protein of 357 amino acids.
UAAAGUAGGGUGAGAUGGCCAGGCGGGAGAGAUGACCAAUGGCCUAAAACUCAAUGAAGCGACGUUCGGUGGCGCUGCUUAUCCUAUUGGACAAUUAACGGCAACAAACGUACAUCGUCAGUUUGUUUUCAUUCACUUCGAGGAGAUAUUAGAGCGCAAAAAAAUCGAAAACCAUACGGCGCCUUCAUAAAAUUUUAUAGGUGUUUCAAAUAAUAUUCAACUACGAAUUUUUAGUUGCUAUUUUACUGCUGUUUUCAUCAGACCAGAUUGCUGUAAAAAAUGCCGACAGAGUAUAGAAGAAAACUCUCAAAUCGAGGUAAAUAUACUGAAGAUAAUUUGAAGCUUGCCAUUGAAGCUGUCAGAAAUGGUUCUUCUGUGAACGGCGCCUCAAAAAUGUAUGGUAUUCCUAGAAAAACCCUUGAGAGGAAAAUAAAAAAUAACAUUUCCACGACUGGAAGACUGGGUCCUGAUAGUAUGUUAGGAGAAGCGAAUGAAAUAAAAUUGGUACAACAUAUUAAAAAGGCACAAAAAUACGGAUUUCCUAUGACGUCACAAGAUGUUCGUAAGCUCGCCUAUAAUUUCGCUGAAGGUCUGCUGAUAAACCACAAGUUCAGUAAAGAAAAAGAAAUUGCAGGUUCCGACUGGCUCAGGUCCUUCAUGAGGAGACAUCCUGACUUGUCCACUCGCAAAGCUGAGGGUUUAUCUCUAGGACGAGGUGUGGAAAUGAACCGUGUGGAUGUGAGAAGUUAUUUUGAACUUUUGCAUGAAGUAUUGAAACAAAAUGAUCUUUUCGAUAAACCUGGGUGCCUCUUCAAUGUUGAUGAAACAGGCCUUCAAUUGAAUAAUCGUCCAGGCCACGUUUUAGCUGAAAAAGGAGCCAGAAAUGUGGUUACAGUGACGUCAGGGGAGAAAGGUGAAACAAUCUCGUGCAUAGCUUGUUGUAAUGCAGAAGGUUUCUUUCUACCUCCAGUUUGCAUAUUCAAAGGCAAGAAUUCGAAAAAAGAAUGGACUGAUUCAAUGCCUCCUGGUUCACAUAUUGUGAUGUCUCAAAAAUCAGCCUAUGUUACCGCUAAUAUUUUUUUGAAUUGGUUCAAAAAUCACUUUUUACCACGAAAGGGCGAAGGGAAAGCGUUAUUGAUUCUUGACGGGCACUCUUCUCAUUGUUCUUGUGUUGAACUUCUGGAAACCGCCGAAGCAAACGAUGUCAUUCUGUUGUGCCUACCGCCUCAUAGCACGCAUUAUUUGCAACCACUUGAUAGGGCUUUUUUCAAAUCUCUUAAGACCUUUUAUUAUCAAGCUUGUAAAGAAUGGAUGCAGAACCACCCCGGAAGAAAACUAGGACGCCUGAAAUAA